CUCAUUUUUUAUUUAUUUCUCUCUCUUUUACCCUUCCCCCAGUCUUCUCUUGCUCUCUUAUAGUUGUAAUUUUCUUGUUCCAAUCCACUUCCAUUAUUACCAUUUUUGUUCUUUUUCCUUCUUUUAUCAUUUUUCGUCAUUUCCCAUAUUUCUGCUCCUUUUCCUUUUUAAUUAUUGGUUGAAUUUUCGUGGUUAGUGUCUGUUCGGUCCGUUUCUUUCACAGAUUUCCAGUUCAUUGCGUUGCCUUCUGCCGUUUGGAAUCCGAAAAGCAUAAGGCUGUGCUGAAGUUGAGUCUUUUGUUUGGACUUCGUUCUCCCUUUUGGGUUUUUUUCCAACAAAAAAACGUUUCUUUUACAUGCAGAAAGGUGGAUUUGGUUCAAGACCUUUUGGUUAAGAGAAAGAACCGAUGGGAGAUUUUCGUUAAUGAAAUCUGUGAGUAGCUUUGUGUGUGAGUGUUCAAAGUUCAAAUUUUUCGUUGUUUAAUUGCACUGGUUGUGGAGAUAAGCAGAAAGAAGAUGAGUUGCUUCCCUUGCUUUAAUCCUCGUUCUAAAGAUUCAAGGAUCGACAUUGACAAUGGAAGCCGAACUACCUCUCGCCAUUCCGCUGAUUCCUCAGUUUCCAGCGCUACGAGAAGAAAGGCAAUUUUAGAAGAGCAUAAGAAAGGAAGUGAUAAGGGACAAGGCUCCAAAGGCAAUGGGGCGCGUAGUUUCACAUUCCGGGAGUUAACAACGGCAACAAGGAAUUUCAGAGAAACCAAUUUGCUUGGGGAAGGAGGAUUCGGAAGGGUUUUCAAAGGUCGAUUGGAAAAGGGGGAGAUUGUUGCGGUGAAACAACUUAAUCACGAUGGUCUUCAGGGCUAUCAGGAAUUCAUUGUUGAGGUUCUUAUGCUGAGCCUGUUACACCAUGUUAAUCUGGUCACCUUGAUUGGCUAUUGCACGGCCGGGGAUCAGAGGCUCUUGGUUUACGAGUACAUGCCGAUGGGCAGUUUGGAAGAUCAUCUUUUCGAUUUAGAACCAGGACAAGAGCCUCUGAGUUGGAAUAAUCGUAUAAAGAUAGCAGUAGGGGCUGCUCGAGGAAUCGAAUAUCUACAUUGCAAGGCCAAUCCACCAGUCAUCUAUCGUGACUUGAAGUCUGCAAAUAUUUUACUUGAUAAUGAUUUCAACCCUAAACUCUCAGACUUCGGCUUAGCAAAAUUGGGACCUGUGGGUGACAAAACUCAUGUUUCAACUAGGGUGAUGGGAACAUACGGGUAUUGUGCUCCGGAGUAUGCCAUGAGUGGGAAAUUAACUCUUAAAUCUGACAUAUAUUGUUUCGGUGUGGUGCUAUUGGAGUUGAUAACCGGGCGGAAGGCGAUAGAUACAACUAAGAAGCAUGGAGAGCAGAACUUGGUUUCAUGGUCCCGUCCGUAUUUAAAAGACCAGAAGAAGUUUAGCCUACUGGUCGAUCCUGUAAUUCGGGGAUGUUAUCCUCGCCGUUGCUUGAACUAUGCAAUUGCAAUUACUGCUAUGUGUCUCAAUGAAGAAGCCAACUUUCGCCCACUUAUCAGUGAUAUCGUAGUUGCACUUGAAUACUUGGCUUCUCAGAGUCAGAAUUGGAGCCCAGAAUCACAGAAUCCCGAGGUCUGCAAUGCCUCACAGUCCUCGCCGAUACAAACAGAGAAAGGAAUCCCUCGUCGAUCUAAUUCCAGAAGGGGUUCGACUGCAGUUUGAAGUUAUUCAAUAAGAACUAUAAAGAAAACUGUGAUCAAGUAAGCUGCAACUCAUUAAUGAUCCCUUCUUCAAGAAUCGAACAAAACUUACUUUCGUAUUCCUUUUCAUAUAAACCGAUAUAGGCUUGUUACCUCUUCGAGCAUAGAAGAAGGGUGUGAUCUGGAACAAAAUAGACUCCGUCGAGUGAGUACAUAUGCGAGUGUAUAUGUGUAUCCGUGGAAGGGCUCGGCGUUUCAUUGGUGAAAAAUAUGGUAAUAGGAAGUGUCGAACCUUUUAAGUUAAUUUGCAUGGUGUGGGAAGCAACAUCAACGGUUGUCAGCUUUGUUUU
Messenger RNA from Hibiscus syriacus, 2037 nucleotides. RefSeq names its product probable serine/threonine-protein kinase PBL21. The record is from RefSeq and is a predicted model, not a curated record. Gene Ontology annotation, biological process: protein phosphorylation. The coding region runs from base 516 to 1709 and encodes 397 amino acids. Lineage: Eukaryota; Viridiplantae; Streptophyta; Magnoliopsida; Malvales; Malvaceae. Gene Ontology annotation, molecular function: protein kinase activity; ATP binding. The transcript is spliced from 6 exons.